Molecule: messenger RNA, 2151 nt
Organism: Sodiomyces alkalinus F11
Lineage: Eukaryota; Fungi; Ascomycota; Sordariomycetes; Glomerellales; Plectosphaerellaceae
Exons: 5
Coding region: 1-2151 (716 amino acids)
Molecular function (GO): phosphatidylinositol binding
Source: RefSeq, a predicted model, not a curated record
AUGCACCGCCUCAGUGUCAAGCCCUUUAACCAAGCAGUGGCACCACUGCGCCACGAUACAUACCCUGCCCCCGCCAUCAGAAACGUCCUUCGCGCAUUCAACCUCAACGACGUCGUCUCGUUCUCUCAUCACAGCUCUCAGUUUCAGAGACUUCUGACAAGUCUGAACUCUGCCAUCAUGUCAUCAAAUCCCGAGAAGCCACCUAUUCAAUUUUCGGGCCAAGACCCUCAAAACCCACAGCAGUAUCAACAACAACAACAACAACAACAACAGCAGCCUUAUUUCCCACCCCCCCCUUCUGGUCCUCCGCCCGAGGAUCAACAACAGUACGCUCCUCAAAGUGCGACUGGUCAGCACCCACCUGGCCAUACCUUCGAUGGACAGGGAUACACGAGCGGAGACCAGAAACCUCCUAUCCUUCCCCAGACCGAACAGCAAUACUACCCUCCCCCUCCUCCCGGGCAGCCUCCCUCGCAACAGCAAUACCCAUCCAAUGCAGAUGUUGGACUUGGACCCAACGACAAUCUCCCGACAUCUUACAAGCCCUCCGACGAUUACGAGGGGCCCCCUCCGCUUCCUGGCCCGCGACCCACCCAACACCAACAGCAAGGCUACAACCCGGCCGGGUCUGGAAACCCCCUUCUUGCGGGCCAGGCGACGACUCAGACGACGCAGACGACGCAUGAACGCCCCCAUCGUACCUGGGGUGACCGCUUGUCGGAGAUGGGCCAUAAAGCCGCCGCUCCGAUCAAUGCCUUUGCUAACAAGCUAGGCGCCCAGAGCUUCCUGCCCACCACUAUGGAUAAGGAGUGUGAGAAGGCUGCCAACAUUCUCAGAAGCUUCUGCAAGGAGGGUAUCGCCUCUGAUGCGGCUGCUCAGGGUCCUCAAGGUACUCAAGGCCAGCAAGGUCACCAAGGUUACCAAGGCUCCCCAACUUCGGCCGCUCCCGAACCCACAUAUGGGGCCCGCCCCGUGUCACCCAACAAGCAGCCCAGAGCCCUCCACGGCCAGCGUGCCAUCGUCAAAAUACCCUCCAAAGUCAUCCAAAGGGCACAGGGCCUGGCCAUAUUCACCACCGCGCGUGUGAGUUACGGGUUCUCCGGCGCGACAGGCUCCGGUAUCCUCAUCGCUCGCCGCCCCGACGGCUCCUGGUCCCCGCCCUCCGGUAUACAGGUCCACACCCUCGGCGCCGGCUUCUCGAUUGGCGUCGACAUCUACGAUUGCGUCUGCGUCAUCAACAGCCGGGAAGCCCUCGAGGCCUUCAAGAGUACCCGCGUCAGUCUAGGCCCGGACGUUGCCGUGACUGCCGGCCCGUAUGGCGCCGGCGGCAAUGUCCAGAUCGGAUACGGAGGAGGAGGCCGCAAGUCGGGCGAACAUCGACGAGAAGAAGAGGACCUGGUAUACGAUCGUCCCCCGUCGCAGUAUGCCGACGGAAAGCCUUUCGGUGAGGACGACGACAAGCUCAAGCCGCCGCGGAAAGACAAGGACCGCCAUCGCCGCAGCAGCAGCGGUUCCUUCAAACCCGUCUUCACCUACGUCAAGUCCCGCGGCUUCUACGCCGGCGUGCAGGUCGACGGCACCGUCAUCACCGAGCGUCGCGACGCCAACGCGGCCUUCUACGGCCAGAGGGUCGGCGUCGAGCAGAUCCUGCGCGGCGAAGUGCCCCCCCAUGGCGCCAAGUGGCCGGCUGGGUCGCCGGCUCUGUACGAAGCGCUGCGCGUUGCCGAGAGUCAGAAACCCUUGCCCGAGGCGAACCUGCCGCCCCCGCCUCAUCCGACCCCUGCGGGUGUUGCCCCUCCUCCCCAGUCGGGUGCGGAUCCGAACGUUGCCGCUCCCGGUGGUCAGUAUGGUCAGCUGGGUAAUUAUCCGACCCAUCCGGUCGGGCAGGCUACCGGAGGUCAGUUCCAUGGGUCCCCACACAUGACCGGCGGUGGAGGUGUGGCGGGACCACCGUCUGGAGCGCAAGGGGAUGAGCUGCCGGGGUAUGUGGACGACGGCAUCCAGAGACCUGGUGUUGGGGAUCGGUACUUUGAGAUGCCCUGCGACGACGACUCCCCCCACGAGUUGCACCGGCAGAGCGUACCGAAGAGGAGAACCGAACGGGAAUAUCGGAAGCGACGAGAGGGUCCAGUCGCCAAACGGUCUAUUUGA